GGUCACAGGGAGGGGAGAGAGAGAGAGAGAGAGGCUGAGUGAGUGCAUUCUGUGUCCUGGGACCCUGUUUACUUAACAUUCCCAGCCAAGGAAGCCCUGGUUUAAACAGGAUUGCGGAUGCAGCCUGUCCAUUACAGAUGAGGAAAUUAUUAUUCUGCGAUUCUAGAAAUUCCUUUGUUUAAGCCCCUAGCGUGGAUUAUGAGAAUGCAGAAUGCCUUUCCUUUUGGGCCUGCGGCAGGACAAAGAGCCCUGCAUAGGAAUCAACAAUCAAAGCUACAUCUGUGAAACAGGCCACUGCUGUGGACAGUCUCAGUGCUGCAAUUACUAUUAUGAACUCUGGUGGUUCUGGCUAGUAUGGACGAUCAUCAUCAUACUGAGUUGCUGCUGUGUCUGCCAUCAUCGGCGCGCCAAACACAGACUUCAGGCACAACAACGGCAGCAUGAGAUUAACCUGAUUGCCUAUCGUGAAGCUCAUAACUACUCCACCCUGCCAUUUUAUUUCCGAUUUUUGCCAAAUUAUUUACUACCUCCCUAUGAGGAAGUGGUGAACCGACCUCCGACCCCUCCCCCACCAUAUAGUGCCUUACAUCAGCAAUGCGUUCCACCUGGCGGCGGCAGUGCAGCACCAGAUACAAGAAACCUACAGCCAGCCCAUACAGGCUCUCUGUCAGGAGCAGGAAGCAAUAAUGGAAACACGGACAGCACUGCCUCCUCCAGCACCGGGAGCCCCGAAUCGUCCACCCUGCUAGCUGAGCGAUCAACCACCAAAGCAACAAGUGGCGAGCGAAGGAACUCCAGCAGUGGGGCAGAGUUGGAAGAGACGGCCAACCACGCGCCCUCUUCCGACAAGGAGUCAGAGUGCAAGGAGGAACUGCUUAAGGAUUACAACUCGGAAAGCUUAGACCACAACAACGCCUUCUCCGAUGCUAAAGACAAGACGCCGGGCAGACACCGAAGGUUCACCGGUGACUCGGGCAUUGAAAUCUGCAUCUGCAACCAGGGCCACCACGAUGGUGAUCUCAAGGAGUUGGAUGGGUUCAUUGAUGAUGGGCCCAUGGACUUCUGCGAUAGCUGCAGUGGCCACCCUCCCCAUGGAGAUGAGGAAGAAGGGCUUUUCAAUGCCCCGGAUGAGCAACAUCAAGAGCACAGCCACCACCACCUCCCCCGGCAGCCUGUUUGUGUGCUCCUGAACACCAUAAACGAACAGGACUCGCCAAACUCUCAUACCAAUACCUCCCCCAGCUAAAAUAAGCAAAGCGAGAAGGGAUAUUCUACAAAAGGAUAAACAUGACUUCAGCCAAAAACAAGUUGGUUCAGCUUUUUCUUCAGAUGUAACUUUGGGAAUAACCCCUAAAUAAUAGGUAUGGAGGAAGGGGCAGAAGCUUCUGGGCUUCCCUGCCUCCCGCCCCCCCUUUAAUUGCCUCCAUCUGGUUAGGGUUUAGGAUUAAGAGUGAGAUCAUUUUUAUACAUAUAACAAACGAGAGAAAAACUUUUCCUAUUGCUGAUUUUGGUGACGGUUUACUUGGUUGGUUGUUUUCUUGAAGGUUUUCAAUACCUGCUUUAUUUUAUUAUCAGAAAGACUUAACUUGACCCUGUGAGAACAAGGAGUGCUCAUGUAUCUCUCCCCCCUCCCUCCUCUUUCCCAGGCGUCUUCCCAGAAGCCAGUGGCAUUUGAGGGCGCUGGCGGUUUGCCCGGUCAGUGCCAUUGAGGGGUUAAAAUGAAUCCCCAGAGAGAUGUGGGUGGGCUUUGGGGUUUUUUUCCUGAAUUGAUACAGUGCUGUACUCUCUGGUGCAUUGUUGGUUAGAGCAACCCGUAGGACUUUUUCCCCCCUCUUGAAGCUGGUGACUAUAAAGGACCAGUUUCUUCCAGAAAAAAAACAAACUGCUAGCCUGAAACAUAGCAGUUUAUGCAAAAAGCGGGUUGUGGAUGGUGACUUUAAUUUUAUUUUUAUUUGGGGGAAAAAGAAAGGCAAAUGUAUUCCUUCAGUUGAUGACUAUGAGUUGAGACUCCUGGCAGAGGACCUGCCUUUUUCCAGUACUGUGGUCUCUAAAUCUCAUUCAAUAGGUGUGCUACAAUGCAACAGAACAGGGACUUUGCAACUUUAGGCCAGCACGCUAGUUAAAAUGACAAAACCAAACAAAACCAAACACACACAACAGGGCUGUCUUUUUGGCCAGCGUGCCUUCAGGUUUCAGCGAUGCUUGUUGAACAAAUGGAGGCAAGAACUCCAUCCACUGCAAAAGGAUAACUUGCAGCUUCGAUGUGGAAGACCUGUGCAGUAUUUUUCUUUUUUCUUUCUUUCUUUCUUUUUUAGUCCACAAGUUUAGCAUGAUCCUAAUGGUGACCACUUAAAAGGAUAGAGUGUCUGUGUUUCUCUCUCUUGAUAGCGGCAACAGGCUACUGUAUAACGUCUGUGAGUGUGUAUGUGUGUCUGACUGCAGUACAUGCAUGUGUGUUUCCUACUGGUGAUACGAAACUUGCUGCUGUAAGACUGCAAAAACAAAACAGAAAAGACUGUUGCUUUGCUUUAAACAAACAGUGGAGCUUUUGUUAGUAACAACCCCAAGGGGGAAGGAAAAGAAACAAACUGAAGCAGCUGAAACUAACAUUCCCUGGAGCGUUCCUGUGGAAGAGUGCAAGCCUUGGUUUCUAUAUUAGGUGUGAUAGAGAUUUGUUUUCCCAUUUCUUUAAUUACGGUUGUCUGGGUCAUUUAUGUCAUAAAAUGGACUUUCAGAUUUGAUUGCUUGAAACCAAAAUCAGUUUGAAAUACGAUGUAAGCCCAAAUAUAAUGCCUUUUUUCUGAUAA
Molecule: messenger RNA, 2807 nt
Organism: Podarcis muralis (Common wall lizard)
Lineage: Eukaryota; Metazoa; Chordata; Lepidosauria; Squamata; Lacertidae
Gene: WBP1L
Product: WW domain binding protein 1 like
Source: RefSeq, a predicted model, not a curated record